AUGUAUUAUUUAAAAGCUGAAACAGAUCCACAUACAUACAACCACACAUGGGACCCGAUGUGGCGGGUGUCAGCGCAUAUGUGGAUGGUGUUGGACGGCAUGGUGACUCUUGUCUCUGAAGAUCAUGACCCACAUGGAUCCCUCCGCAAAUUUGCUCGAUUUGCUUCACCAAUUCUUCAUCAUUUUCCUUUUAGAGAUAAACAACGACAUCAAACGCUGCAUCUUCGAUUAUCUUCUUACCUAACAAAUCAUACUUCCCAACCUUCGUCUCUUGUCUACCAUCAAUCCAUCAUUCAAACUUUUUUCUACUGCUCUGCUCCAUCUCAAUUCCUCUGA
Lactuca saligna is the source of this 336-nucleotide messenger RNA. The record is from the annotation of a GenBank genome assembly. Lineage: Eukaryota; Viridiplantae; Streptophyta; Magnoliopsida; Asterales; Asteraceae.